AUGGCUCCAUUCCGUAACUUCCUUACUCGAAAACCCCAACCCAAUGGCGGGGAAUCGGAUGGCUUCGAAGAGAACCAUCUGUCGCCCAACGCACGUCCAGGUCCAACACCCAUUCGCAGAAGCGAGGAUUGCAGGCCGCCAGAGUACAAAUUGAGUGUCGUGAACGAUAGCGGUGUCUAUCUUCCGCCCUCUCCACCUGAGAAACAGAGUUUCUGGAACAAAUACCCUGGCUCCACCCGAUCUUCAAACCAUCGCGAUCUAGUCGAUGAAAACGAACCAUUCUCAAUAUCGCGCGAGUCAUUCGACUCGUACCGGCGGUCAUUUGAUAUCUCCGCACGAUCCCCCAUUUCGCACCCCGAUGCGCUGCCAUCCCGAACCUCACUCGACUCCCGCUUCUCCCGAAUCACAUCCCCAGCAAUGCGAUCCACGAACUUUGGAAAGCCCGAGGCCAUGGAAGAGGAGAUGUUCGAGGAAGUUGGUCUAAACGACGAGGUCAAACCUAAGAAAAAGAGCAUUUUCGCCCGGUUUGGCGAUUCGUCUGGUGAUGCGGCGCCAUCCGGCACCAAGUCGUCUACUUCAUUUGGGUUCCACAUUCCCGGGCGAAAGCGUGGCCAGAGCGGGGGUGGUUCGGAGUUGGGUUAUAUGCAAGCACCCACGCCGUCCGCAUCAGACUCUACAACAGAGAGUAAUGACGAAUAG
This is a messenger RNA of Penicillium malachiteum, 699 nucleotides long. RefSeq lists its product as uncharacterized. NCBI's taxonomy places the organism in Eukaryota, Fungi, Ascomycota, Eurotiomycetes, Eurotiales, Aspergillaceae. Bases 1 to 699 code for a protein of 232 amino acids. The record is from RefSeq and is a predicted model, not a curated record. The transcript is spliced from 4 exons.